AUGGCGACGAAGUGUGUUUGCGCCUACUCCAUGGUCAAGUCGGCAUGCACAGGAACGGUAUUGGAGUCCGUCUCCUUCGUGGGGUCGUCGUUGGAGACCUCGGGCGAGCUGGCCGACAUGUCGGUCUCGAUCUGCCUGCGGCUCUACCAGGCAGCUAUAAGGGCGGCCACCUCGUGCUUUUGCUCCGUCGACAGCCUCUCCCACAACAUGUUCCCACUCGCGCUCACGGAACAACAGAGUUGUUUUCGGCUGAAGUUUAGUUACUCCCUUGUCUCAGGAAACAACGAUUACAACUUGCACCGAGUGGAUGGCGACUUCCAAUUGCUAUUAAUUUUCCCGGUUUCCAAAAGCUACCUUUGCUCGUCCACCGUGCUGCUCUGCUCAAUUGCGGCUCACCAUGUCGCCUUGUCUGUUCUCAUCCUUGCCGUCCCACUGCUCGCGCCCAGCGGCCUCGUCGCAGGAGAGCCGUGGUCAGUGUGCGGCGACAGCGGCGAAUACGACGACAAGAGCCAGUACCUGGCCAAGCUCAACCUCGUCGCCGCCGCGCUCCCCAAGAACGCCUCGGCGUCGCCCAACCUCUUCGCCACCGGCGAGGCCGGCGCCGUCCCUGAGAAGGUCACGGCCCUCGCGCUCUGCCGCGGCGACGCCAACUCCAGGGCCUGCUCCAGCUGCCUCGCCAACGCCUUCGCCAACCUCCCCAACGUCUGCCCCGGCUCCAAGGAAGCCGUCAUCUACUACGACGCCUGCAUGCUCCGCUACUCCGACAUCCAGUUCCUCUCCGCCGACGACUCCGGACCCCUGGGCGUGGAGCUCACCUACACGGUCCGCAACGACGCCAACGCCACGUCGGAGCCGGCCCGGUACCAGCGCGCCGUGGCCACGCUCAUGAACGCCACCGCCGACUACGCCGCGUACAACUCCACGCGCCGGUACGCCACCGGCCAAGCCGACCUCGACCGGGAGUUCCCCAAGGUGUACAGCUGGGCGCAGUGCACCCCCGACCUCACGCCGGGACUGCCUCGCUCAGUUGAUCGCGCAGUUGCCGGUGCAGUUCACCGACAGUAUCGGGGGCAGGCUUCUUGGUCCCCGAUGCAGCUUCGAGUACGAGACCAAGCCCUUCAUCAAUGGCCCCGUGAUGGUGCAGCUGCCAGCAACGUCGCCGAGCUCUGGAGCGCCCAUGCCUCCUGCAUCGGCGACAGCAGAGGGGUGUAAUCUUGUGAUAUUUCAGUUCAUGUCUGCUACACUCGUCUGGCAUAACAUGAGUCAUCUCAAAUUGUACAGGGAGAAAGUACAGUGCUCCAGGCAUGGUUCUCAUAAUACUCUUGCCUACAAUAGCAGGCAUAAACCUCAUUGUUUGGCUCUUUUCAUGGAGGAAAGAAUCCUAGUCAGCAUGUAAUUGCGUGUAACUCUUUGUAUGUUUAGCAUUAUUGUAUAGUCACUCAUGCAAUAAGGUUAGCUAUAAGAAUAUUUUUUUUUCACCUCUUUAUAUCACUUUCUUCAUAUUUAUUGCAAUUGCCUAGGAGUAAGCAUAGAGCUAGGCUCUAUAUGAGAGUCCUCUCCCACUAUUUUUCCACAUCACUCCUUUUCACAUAGGCAAAAGUGACACGUAACCAGGCUAUAAGCCCAUUAUUGUACUUGCUCUAAGCACCUGAUGAAAAGCAUGCAGUUUUACAUUUGAAAACUAGACUUUGCCGGCAGCAGACAAUAAUCUGUCGGGAUUAUUGCUUAAUCUCGUGGUAGUAAAGCUUCGCUUUGGCUACAGUUUCUUCAGUUCAGGCCCUUGACGGCAGCACGCAGUUGCCUAUCUCUGUAAAGAGUGGAACGAAAUCACCAUUAACAAA
Messenger RNA from Aegilops tauschii subsp. strangulata, 1841 nucleotides. Lineage: Eukaryota; Viridiplantae; Streptophyta; Magnoliopsida; Poales; Poaceae. The record is from RefSeq and is a predicted model, not a curated record.